CACCAUCACACCAACUACUAACCCAGCAUCACCGCGCGACCUGGGAGCUGCGCAGUGCAUUGCCCGCCCGCUCCCGCCCCCGUGCGACGCAUACGUCAGGCGCGUGAGCGCAACCCGAGCCGUCGCGACUCCUGAAUUGGCAGCCACCUCCCCCCCUUCCCCCCUCCCGCCGUUAUCCCCGACGGAGCCGCUCAACCGCGCGCGCUCCAUCGCCGACUUCUCCGCCACGAUGCCCCCCAAGAUCGAGGCCAAGGAGAUUGAGACGUACUGGAACAUCUUUUCCGACCGGACGGGCGGCGGCCAGUACCUGACGGGCGAGCAAGCGGCGCCGGUCCUCAAGAACAGCGGCCUGCGCGACGACCAGCUAGAACGGGUGUGGGACCUCGCCGACGUCGACAACGAUGGCAACCUCGACUUUGAGGAGUUUUGCGUCGCCAUGCGCGUCAUCUUUGACGUCCUGAACGGCGAAUACGCCGACGUGCCAAGGACGCUGCCGGACUGGCUCGUCCCCGAGUCCAAGGCCCACCUCGUGCAGGCCAGCCGGGCCAUCACAGGCAAGCAGCCGCAGUUUGAGCAGAUCGAGGACGAUUCGGACGACCAGGGGCUCAAGGACGGAUUCGACUGGUACAUGAGUCCCCAGGACAAGGCCAAGUACGAGCAGAUCUACCAGGAGAACCGCGACAUGCGGGGCGAGCUAUCAUUCAAUGCCCUGGAAGACCUGUACGGCUCGCUCGACGUGCCCGAUACCGACAUACGCUCUGCCUGGAACCUCGUCAACCCGUCCGCAGGUUCCACCAUCAACAAGGAUGCCAGUCUCGCGUUCCUGCAUAUCCUCAACAACCGCCACGAGGGAUUUCGCAUCCCGCGCACCGUGCCGGCGUCGUUGCGUUCCAGCUUCGAGCGGAACCAGAUAGACUACCAGCUCGACAACCAGCGGACGGGCGCGUCGUCGCGGUGGGCGGCCAAGGCCGACGACAACACGGCCACGGGGCGCAAAGCCAAGUUUGGUGACCAGUACCUGACGAGGCUCGGCCGGAGCGGAUUCAAGGCGACGGGGACCGACUUUUCGACGGAGAAGACGGAGGAUUGGGAGGAGGUGCGGCUGAAGCGCCAGCUGCAGGACCUGGACGCCAAGAUCCAAAAGGUCGAGGAGAUUGCCGAGCGGCGCAAGGGCGGCAAGCGGGAUUCGAAGCCGGCGCUCGUCAAGAGGGAGCUGGACCAGCUGCUGGACUACAAGCGCAAGGAACUGCGGGAGCUGGAGGAGGGCAAGGGCAAGAGCGCGGCGGGGAGCGGCCUCAAGAGCAUAUCCGACGACCUGCAGACGGUGCGGGAGCAGGUGGAGGGGCUGGAGACGCACCUGCGGUCGAGGCAGGGCGCCUUGGACGACUUGCGGAGGCAGAUUGACGCGGAGAAGGCGGGUUGACGUGUCGCGUGUGUGUGUGUGUGUGUUGUAAGAGGAAAAGAAGACUCUGGAUCCAAGCGGGCAUCUUUUAUUGUUCAUACGCCUCCAACGUGGUAGAUACCUAUUGACCAACCGAGUAGUGCUUGCAUUACAAUCAUUACCCAGAGAUGCGCGUCGCCCUAUCGUCGGCGGGCAUCUGCUGCCGGACACGGGCAAUCUAUUUAUUACUACGGCUUACCAUGCCUGCCUGCCUAUACGCCGCCAGCCCCUACUCCCGAACUCACCACAUGCUUCCCUUGACAUACUUGGCGGUCCGUUCCGUGGCCAGGGUCCGGCUCUUGAGGGCC
Messenger RNA from Purpureocillium takamizusanense, 1749 nucleotides. It is a transcript of the gene END3, whose product is annotated as endocytosis defective- protein. The transcript has 3 exons. The record is from RefSeq and is a predicted model, not a curated record. Gene Ontology annotation, biological process: actin filament organization; endosomal transport; endocytosis. Gene Ontology annotation, molecular function: protein binding; calcium ion binding. Lineage: Eukaryota; Fungi; Ascomycota; Sordariomycetes; Hypocreales; Ophiocordycipitaceae. Gene Ontology annotation, cellular component: actin cortical patch; plasma membrane; nucleus. The coding region runs from base 230 to 1423 and encodes 397 amino acids.